Molecule: messenger RNA, 1766 nt
Organism: Hemiscyllium ocellatum (epaulette shark)
Lineage: Eukaryota; Metazoa; Chordata; Chondrichthyes; Orectolobiformes; Hemiscylliidae
Gene: l3mbtl1
Product: L3MBTL histone methyl-lysine binding protein 1
Exons: 16
Coding region: 6-1766 (586 amino acids)
Biological process (GO): regulation of DNA-templated transcription
Cellular component (GO): nucleus
Molecular function (GO): zinc ion binding; protein binding
Source: RefSeq, a predicted model, not a curated record
ACUUCAUGGAUGACAACAGUCACACGGAAUGUAGACAAAGUCGACUGAAUGAAUCCAGUUAUCCAGUCCCUAGACCGACUGCCUCUGUAGUUGAAAAGAACAAAAUUUGGUCUUGGACUUUAUAUUUAGAAGAAGAAAAGGCUAUUGCUGCUCCUGUCAAGCUCUUUCGUGAGUAUCAGUCCUUCCCACUGAAUAAAAAUGGUUUCAGAGCAGGAAUGAAGUUAGAAGGUAUUGAUCCUACGCAUCCAUCAAUGUACUUUGUACUCACCGUGUUUGAGGUUUGUGGUUAUCGUUUGCGACUCCAUUUUGAUGGUUAUUCUGAGUGCCAUGAUUUCUGGGUGAAUGCGGACUCUCCAGAUAUCCAUCCGGCAGGAUGGUGUGAGAAGACAGGUCACAAAUUACAUCUGUCUAAAGGAUACAAAGAGGAAGAAUUCAACUGGCCGAAUUAUCUGAAGAUAACAAAGUCACAAGCUGCACCAAAACAACUCUUCUUCAAUCAAAAUACAAUGAUUACCCCUUCGGGAUUUCGUACUGGAAUGAAACUGGAAGCAGUUGAUAGAAUGAAUCCAUCUCUAAUCUGUGUUGCUACAGUGACAGAUAUAGUUGAGAACAGGUUCCUGGUCCAUUUUGACAACUGGGACGACACAUAUGAUUACUGGUGUGAAGCUAGCAGUCCAUACAUCCACCCUGUAGGUUGGUGUCAGCAGCACGGUAAACAACUGACGCCUCCACAAGGUUACCCUCAUCCAGAACAUUUUUCUUGGGACAAAUAUUUAGAAGAAACUGGAUCUUCUCCUGCUCCUGCUCGUGCAUUUAAAGUUCGCCCUCCACAUGGUUUCCAGAGAAACAUGAAGCUGGAGGCUGUAGACAGACGCAAUCCAGCGCUGAUUCGUGUAUCUACAAUUGUAGAUGUUGAUGAGCAUAAGUUAAAGAUCUAUUUUGAUGGAUCAUCCUCUGCCUACAGUUACUGGGUAGAUACUGAUAAUCCAGACAUACAUCCUGCAGGGUGGUGUGCCAGAACAGGACAUUAUCUCCAACCUCCAAUUAAACAAUCGGAUGCUUUAACUGAACCUGGACAAAGAGGAUGUCCAACUCCGGGAUGGAAAGCUAUUAGUCAUACAAAAAGUUCUAAAUAUACCACCCAUCAUCGGAAAUGCCCAACUCCUGGUUGUGAUGGCUCAGGGCAUGUCACUGGGAAGUUCACUGCUCAUCAUCGUUUGUCAGGCUGCCCAUUAGCUGAACGGAACCAAGCACGGAUGAAAAUAGAGAUAUCAGACGUGGAAGGAUCUUCCCGAAAAAGAAAUCUCUUAUCCUUUGGUCGAAGGAAGAAAUCAAGACAUCAUGGGAGGAUUGGUCGUCCACCUAAGUAUCAUAAGAUUCAACAAGAGGAAUUAAAAGUCAGUUUUCAGAAUGGUUUGCAACAAGACUUGCAUCAGUCCGUCUUUAUGUCUGCCAUGUCCCCACAUCCAGCUCGUUCAUUGUCCUUGUGCUGGGAACAACAUUGCAAGCUGCUUCCAGGUGUAGCUGGAAUUAGUGCCAGCAGAGUGGCCAAAUGGAGUAUUGAAGAGGUGGGAAACUUUGUCCAGACACUCACUGGCUGUGAUCAACAGGCAAAGCUCUUCAAAGAAGAGUCAAUUGAUGGGGAGGCUUUUCUUCUUCUAACACAAGUGGAUAUAGUGAAGAUCAUGAGCAUUAAACUUGGUCCAGCAUUGAAGAUUUAUAACUCAAUUCUUAUGUUCAAAAGUGCAGAUGAUACUUCAACAUGA